ACUGGCGUUAAGAUCAUUAAAUUGUACAUUUGGUUGUAAAAAAACUUAAAAAUAAUAAUAAUUUUAUAAAUUUCAAUCUAAUCAAAAUAUUACUACGAUAAGCAAAUCUACAAUAGAUAUAAAAAUUAUAUUGGUCAUCAUUAAAAAAUAUUAUUGUGCAAGAAAAUUUAAAGUUUCAUGUAACGGAAGUAAUUUUGGCAGCAGCAACAAUUUUCUAAAACUAAAAUAUACACAAAAAAAUAAAGUGAUUAGUUGCUGCAACUAUUGUUAGUGUUUUCAAAAACAUAAAUUAUUAAAAUAAAAAUAAAAAACAUUUCACAUAAAAUAAAUACGAAAUCAAUUGUCGUAAAUAAUAAAAAAAAUAUUAAAAAUUCGAAUAUCAUUGGUAUGUGGUGAAGGUUCGAAUGAAUCGAGGGAUGGAUGGCUGGUUGGAUUUGUUAUCGGCCCAAGAAUACACACAUACAAAGUUCUUUUUAAUCGAUUAUAAACUAAUAAUUUCUCAGCGAUAGCUAUUUAGUUGUUAUUGUUGUUGUCGUAUGAGUAUUAUGAAAAACGAAUCUAUAAAAGGCCGUUAACUUAAGUAGUACAAAUCAGUUGGCCAAAUUUUUUUGGACGCGUUUAAACAACAAUUUUUUAGGGCAAAAUGUUGCCCCGAAAAUUUCUUAUUGGAAUCACGUUAGGAUUCCUAGUAUUAUGUAUAAAUAGUGCAAUCGUUAAUGCUGAUACACACUCCUGUUAUCGCUGUGAAGGCGAGGAAUGUGAAGAUCCCGUUGUUGCAGAAUGUACUAACGUUAAGGAAAGUGACAAGUGUUUCAUACGCUUUGAAGCCAUCACCAACGAUGCAGUACAAAUGGGUUGUCUUACGGAUUUCAUUGAGGAAAAUGAAAUUGUGGAAUUGAUUAAAAGCAAAGCUUUAUAUGUAUGCAAUGGUUCAAAUUGUAAUGACUUUGCCAAAUUACCAAAUCCCAGCCAGUGUACACUAUGUUCAUCGACCGAUGAGGAGGCAUGCGCAACCAAGCCCACAACCAUUACUAAACAGUUAUCUUGUAAUGUUAUACCCUAUACCCAGUGCUAUCAACGUGUAAAUGGUAAUGCAACUGAACGUGGGUGUUUGUCCGAUUUGGAGGGUGAUGAGUUUUACAACUGUUUAACUGGAGUUGAUGACAAAUGCAAGGUUUGUGAAGGCAAAGGCUGUAACGAAGAGAUUAUUCCCAGUAAUCGUAGAAGAUGUCAACGUUGUAGUUCCGAAACAGAUGCUACUUGCCAAAGUUCGCCGGUUGCCUUAUCAGUGUGUCCUACAUAUGAUGAAACUGAUGGUUGUGUAGCUAUUUAUGAAAAUGGCGUUACCACUCGCGGUUGCAAAACUGAGUUCGAAUGUAAUUCACAAAAGAAAAAUUGUCAAUAUUGCACAAGUGAUGGCUGUAAUACAGCCAACAUUAAGAGACGUUAUGAAGAUCUUUAUGCAAUUUUUCAAGAUGUUCCUUUGAAUUGCAAUACCUGCAAAGAUGAAGAAUGUGAGCCAGGUAAACCUCGUAAUCCCAACAAAUGUGAAGGUGAUCCCUAUCAAGAUUGUAUGACCGUUUUCGAUGCCAGCGGUAAAGUAAUUCGUCGUGGUUGUGAAUUCUCAGUUUUAGGCGAACAAAAAACGCACUGUGAUUCAAACCCUGAAUUGUGCUUCAAAUGCAAGGCCAAUGGUUGCAACGAUAUGACCGAUGCCAAAACAUAUCAGGAAUGUUUGUACUGUGACGCUGCUACAAAUCCCGAUUGUUUAUUUAAUCCUAGUGCCAUAACUACAACACGCAAAUGUUCACUUGGUUGUGUAGCUUCUCUUUAUCCCCGCAAAUCGAAUCCUAAAGUAAGCGAUUUUGUACGAACCUGUUUCGAGGACAUCGAGCCCGAUAACCGUGAAUCUUGCAAUUCCGAAAAUAAUUGUGUUAAAUGUUUAGAGAAUAAAUGUAACACUAAUGUUUUGCCUGCCGAGGGACGUCUCACAUGCUUGCAUUGUGAAGGUGCCGAUUGUGAUAAGCCAAAGUCAAAACAAUGCGUCGGCUAUAAUCCUAAUGACAUGUGUUAUAUGUACUUUGAUAAUGUAACUUUCAGCGCCGUACGUAUGGGAUGUCGUAGUGAUCUUGACGACAAUCAAUUAAAAGCACAAAUUAAACAAUAUUUCAUUUGUGAUGGAGAUAAUUGCAAUGAUUCUAAAAAUCUACCCGAAACUAAAUUAUGUACUGUUUGCGAUUCACAAAAUGACGUUAAUUGUGCUGUAGAUCCAUCUAAAAUAUUGGAUCAAGACAAAUGUGAAAACCCACCUUAUACUCAAUGUUAUACCCGUAUACGUGAUGAUGGUCACACUGAACGCGGAUGUUUGUCAAAAUUGCCCACAGACAUUUUUAUUACUUGUCAUGAUGGUCUUUCAAGUUCCAAAUGCAGAAUUUGCACCGAUGACAAUUGCAACAAUAAAAUUUAUCCAUCUAAUCGUCAGAGAUGUCACCGUUGCAAUUCAGCCACCGACGCUAAUUGUGAAGAUAAUUCUAAAGUCAUUCAGCCUUGUCCCCUCUACGAGCCACAAGACGCUUGCGUAACUCAAUGGAUCGAUGGUAUUACACGUCGUGACUGUGCCUCUGAAAUAAGUUGCGAAGGCUUAGGACGCAAAAAUUGUCGCAAAUGCUUGGAUAGUGGUUGCAAUAAUGUAAAUUUGGCCGACGAAGAUAUUGGUGAUGUAGGUGUAUUCACAGAUUUGCCCCUCAGUUGCCAAAAAUGCAAUAGUAUUGAAGAGUGCAAGUUAUCGACCGAUGCUCUCGGAGUGUGUACUGGCAAUGUCAAUCAAGCAUGUACUACAGCUUUUAAUGAGAAUGGAGAAGUUGUUGCCCGUGGAUGCAGCGACAGCCUGGAGAAUAUUUGUUUGGCAGAAGAAAAUUUGUGUAUAGAUUGCAAAUCAAAUGCCUGUAAUUCAGCAACAUCCGAGAGUGAAUAUGUUGAUUGCAUAUUCUGCGAUUCUAAAAAUGGAGAUGAUUGUACAUUCAAUGUCGAUGCCAUUAAACGCAGCCGCAAAUGUUUAAAGGGUUGUAUGACUGCUCUUUAUCCACGUACCAAGGACGAUUAUCCAGUUUAUGAGCUAACACGCACUUGCUUGGAUGAUAAGGACUUAGAUGAUCGUAACAAAUGUGAGUCUUCCAAAGAUCCCAAAUGCAAAUCUUGCUUAGGUGAAAAAUGCAACAAAGAUGUUUUGGGUUCACGCAAAUCCUGUUACCAGUGUAAGGGAGAUGAAUGUCAAAUACCCGAGGCUAAAACUUGCCGCGCUGUAAUGGACAAUGACCAAUGUUUUAUGCAAUGGGAUGAGACAGGUUCCCUUAUAGAAAUGGGAUGUAAGAGCAAAUAUGAUCCCGCUGAAGUAGACAUUUUGCUUAAGGGAAAAUAUUUGUGGUUGUGUGACGAAGACAACUGCAACCAUAUUGAAGAUACUCCUAAUGCACAAAUUUGUGUUCUUUGCAACUCUAGAACAGAUUCUAAUUGUGCCAUUAAUGCAACUGAGGUAAAAUCAAUAACAUCUUGCGCUAAAGCACCAUAUACCCAGUGUUACAGCCGUGUAUUAGAGAAUGGACACACUGAACGUGGUUGUUUGUCGAAUUUAGAAGGUGAUGAUUUCGUUGACUGCCUUAACAAUAAAAACAGUACCAAGUGUUUAAGCUGUGUAGGAGAUAAAUGUAACCAAGAGGAAUACCCAAGCAAUCGUUUGUCUUGCCACGUUUGUUCCUCCACUUCUUCUGCUUCAUGUGAAAACAAACCCGAUUCUUCUCAAGUCUGUCUGUUGUAUGCCCCGAAUGAUAAAUGCGUAUCGAAACUAGAUGUUAAUGGCUAUACUAUACGUGGUUGUAGUUCACAAGUAAGUUGUGAUGCAUCACUGCCUGGUAAUUGUCAAGAAUGUGAAGGAGACGUAUGCAAUGUGGCCAAUUUAAAACGUAAAUCUGAUGGCAAACCUGGUCAAUGGCAAUCAUUGCCUUUGACCUGCUUCGCUUGCAACAACUUAGAAGACUGUGCUGCUGGCUCUAAUCAACAACAAGUAUGUUCCAAUACUGAAUAUUGCAUGACUGUAUUCGAUACAAAUGGCAAAGUUAUCAAACGUGGCUGCAGCGAUACCGUCGAAAAGGAUCAGGGAAGUUACUGUGAUUCGAACUCCUCUAAUUGCUUUAACUGUAAUUCCAAUUUGUGCAACAAAGCCACCAGCUUGAGCAAUUAUGUUGAUUGCAUUUACUGUAACUCCGAAACCAAUGCAGAUUGUGCUUUAAAUCCUUCAGCAGUUGCUAACCGUCGUCAAUGCAAUGGUGGUUGCAUGACAGCUCUUUAUCCCGCAGCCAACAGUUCUUCAUUUGAACUUGUACGUACUUGCCUCGAUGAUAAGGAUGCCUCUGAUCAGACUGUUUGCUCUAGUGGAAGUUCCACAGAUUGCAAGUCAUGCUCUGGUUCUGCCUGUAAUACUCAUAAGUUACCAGAAAGUCGUUUAUCCUGCUACCAUUGCCAAGGCGAAAACUGUGAAGAUGCUCAAACAUCAGAGUGUUUGAAAUAUAAACCCGACGAUCAAUGCUUUAUACUUUUCAAUAAUAUGAGUGACAUUGUCCAAAUGGGUUGCAUCAGUGAUUUGGAAGAUGAAUUUGCAUCUAGUAACCUUCACCUCUUGUACAAAUGCAAUACAACUGAUAAUUGCAAUAGUUACGAAAAUAUUCCCACCUCCACAAUUUGUGCGUUGUGUAAUUCCAAUGAAGACGAAGACUGUGCCUCCGAUCCCGCAAAUGUUCCAAAUGUGGCAACAUGUUCGGCUUUGCCUAACACUCAGUGUUUCACUAAAGUCAAUAAAGAUGGAUCAACACAACGUGGUUGUGUAAAUAAAUUAACUGCAACUCAAAUAAACGCUUGUCUCGACGGCACUGAUAAAGAUUGCAGUGUGUGUGAAGGUGACAGAUGUAAUAUUGAAAUUUUCCCUGCUGAUCGUCGCAGUUGCCAACGUUGCAACACCAAAGAUGAUCCCGAAUGUGAAUGUUCGCCGAAUUUCGCUUCCGUUUGUCCCGUCUACUCCAGCGGCCAAUAUUGUGCAACCAAAUUGGUUAAUGGUCACACGUACCGUGGCUGCAGUACCGAAUUCCAAUGUGAUGACAAUGAUAAACAAUACUGCCGAGUGUGCCGCGAUUCAGACAAUUGCAACGUUGUCGAUUUAGCCAGUACUAAUAUCGGUUAUCCUGGAAACUGGCAAGGACUUCCUAUUAACUGUUAUACAUGCAAAAAUGAAGAGUGUCAAGAUAGCAAACAGGUUUUAAUUCAGGCCUGUCGGAAUAACAUAAGACAAAACUGUGCUACCGUAUUCGCAUCAAAUGGUACGGUCGUUGAACGUGGUUGUUCAGAUUCAGUGUACGAUGGAGAUAAUGGAAAUUACUGUGAUGAAAAUCCUGCAUAUUGUAAAUUCUGCAAAUCGAGUGGUUGCAACUUGGCUAAUAACUUGGCCGAUUUUGGUGACUGCUUGUUUUGUGAGGGCGCUGACAAUUCCGACUGCAUUACUCAUCCAGAAAACAUUAAACGCACACGUUCAUGUCACAAAGGAUGCAUGACGGGCUUGUAUCCACGUAAAAAUGAAGAAAAUCCAGCCUAUGAAUUGGCCAGAGGAUGUUUGGAUGAUUUGGACUUGGAUGAUCGUGAAGAUUGUAAAGCUGGCACAAAACCGUAUUGUCAGGUUUGUGAUGGCAGCUCAUGCAAUACUGCAAAAAUACCUGAAAACAGACUCAAGUGUAAUGUUUGCAAUGGUGCCGACUGUGAUGAACCGAAAAGUGCUGAAUGUACAGCAUUCCGCGAGAAUGAUCAAUGCUUCACGUUGUUUGCCGAUGAAAACGAUGUGCAACGCAUGGGAUGUGCUAGCGAUUUGGACAACUCUGACUUGGUCGAUUUGAAGCGUCAACUCCUUUUAUGCGAUGGUGACAACUGUAAUACAUUUGAAAACUUCCCCAUCCCUACUUCUUGUAGAUGGUGUAACUCAUUGGAUGAUCCCGAUUGUGCAUCCAAGCCCACAACAAGUACAGCCACCGUUUGUCAACUUUUCCCAAAUACUGAAUGCUUCACACGCAUCGAUGUUGAUGGAGUCACCCAUCGCGGUUGUUUGUCUGAUGUUAAUGAUGAUGUAUUUACUGAUUGCUCUAGUGGAAAUAGCACUACUUGUAAGUUGUGUACCACAAACAAUUGCAAUGUUGAGAUUUAUCCAGAAGGACGCCGCAGUUGUAUCCAAUGUGAUUCAGCUGUAUUUCCUGGUUGUGAAGACAAUGCCAAAGAUUUUGCCAGUGUCUGUACUUUGUACGAUGAAAACGAUAGUUGUGUAACCAAAUUGCAAGGUGAUCGAACCAUACGUGGUUGUGCAUCAGAAAUUACAUGCGAUACUAGCAACCGUGAUACUUGUCGCAUAUGCAACAAUACCGAUAACUGCAACACCGUUAAUCUAUUGCCAGGAUACGUUGGAGAACCAGGCAAGUGGCAAGGACUACCACUUAACUGUUACCACUGUGAAGGCGAUGAAUGUCGCAAUGGAAAGGGAACUGUAGGCAAAUGUGAGGGCAACAAUUUACAAACAUGUAUGACUGUAUUCAGUAAGGAAGGUACUGUAGAGAAACGUGGUUGUAGUGAUGCAGUCAUAAGUACGCAAUCCGACUACUGCGAUGAAAACCCCGAUAAAUGUUUUGCUUGCAAAUCUAACGGAUGUAACGAUGCUAAGAGCUUAAAUGAUUAUAUUGACUGUUACUUCUGUGAUUCUUCAGAUAGCAGUAGCUGCUCUGUUAAUUUCCAAGCUUCUAAGACCAAAACACGAAAGUGCCAAAAGAGCUGUAUGGUAGCAUUAUAUCCUCGCACCAGCUCAAAUGAUCCAUCCUACGAGCUUUCACGUACCUGUUUAGAUGAUUUAGAUCUGGAUGAUCGUGAAGCAUGUGCCAAUGGUGAAAAGAAAUUAUGCAAAGCAUGUGAUGGCCCACGUUGCAAUACCAUGAAUGUUCCCGAAGAACGCUUUGAAUGUUACAAGUGCGUCGAUGAUGAUUGCGAAGACGUGAAAUCAGAACAAUGCAACUCAUAUCAUGCCAAUGACCAAUGUUAUACACUGUUCAACAACGAAAGUUCAAUUGUUGCCAUGGGAUGUCGCAGUGAAUUUGAAAUGGAUGUUAUUAAUAAACUCGUUAAACAAAAACAGUUGUUAUUGUGCAAUGAAAAGAAUUGUAAUGCACCAGAAAAUAUUCCCACACCUAAGCAAUGCUCUGUUUGUAAUUCAGCUGAAAAUCCCCUCUGUGCCACAAAUCCCAAUUUAGUGGACAACAUUCAACGGUGCGCCUCCUUGCCAUUUACAGAAUGUUUCACUCGCGUUAAUAGCUACGGACACACCGAACGUGGCUGUUUGGGAUCUCUUGAAGAAGAUGUAUUUUACGGUUGCUUAAUGAACACCGACGGUUUAUGCGAGACUUGUGUAGGAGACAAAUGCAAUGAAAUCGAUGUAUUCCCAGCCAAUCGUAGGAAAUGUCAACAGUGCAAUUCUGCCAUCGAUCCAAAAUGUGCCUCUGCACCCUCAAGCAAUAAAGUCUGUGAAAUUUACCAGGCAAAUGACCAAUGUGUAACGAAUUUCCGCGAUGGUGUAACAACCCGUGGGUGUGGAUCCAACAUGAAAUGUGACAACGAAAACGACCCCCGUACAUGCCGUGUUUGUGAAGGUGAUGGUUGUAACACCAUAAACUUGGAAAAGAUUAUUGAGGAUGGUGUUCCUGGUAGAUGGCAGGAUGUUCCUCUAACUUGCUACACUUGCAAAGGUGAAGAAGAAUGCACAUCUAAGGGUUAUUUCCGUUCUUGUGAAAACAACCCCAUUCAAAAUUGUAUGACUGUAUUUAAUGCUGAUGGUAAGGUAAUUCAAAGAGGUUGCAGCGAUGCAGUACAAACAGAUAACCAAUCAUAUUGCGAAGUCAACUCUGAAAAGUGUUUACGUUGCAACUCGAACGGUUGUAAUCAAGCCACCAGCUUAGGAGAAUAUGUCGAGUGCUUAUCGUGCGACACUGAUGCUAAUGGUAAUUGUAUUUCAAAUGUUGCCGGUAUUACAAAGACUCGCCAGUGCUAUAAAUACUGCAUGACUGCCUUAUAUCCCCGCUUUAAGGAGGAAAAUCCUUCAUAUGGUUUAUCCAGAUCUUGCUAUGAUGAUAUGGAUCUCGAUGAUCGCGAACUUUGUGCUUCUGGCAAGAAAGAGUUUUGCAAAGUAUGCAAUACAGCGAAGUGUAAUAUCAUCGAUAUGCCAGAAAAACGUCACAGUUGUUAUAUUUGUGAAGGCGAUGACUGCCAAGAUCCGAAGACCAAAGAAUGUCCCACAUAUCGCCAAGAUGACAAAUGCUAUACUCGUUUCGAUGAAAAGAAUACCGUUGUAGCAUUUGGUUGCCGCAGUGAAUUUAGCAAUGUAGAAGCAGAUUAUUUAUUGAAACACAAACGCCUUCACCUUUGCGAUGGUGAAAAUUGCAAUACUUUUGACAACAUUCCCGCUGCUCAAACUUGUGCUCUUUGCAAUUCACGCACGGAUAGCAACUGCGCUGUAAAUCCUACCGCUGUUACUGGACAAACUACAUGCUCUGUUUCACCAUUCACUGAAUGUUAUUCACGUGUGUUAUCCGACGGUGCUACCGAACGUGGUUGCUUAUCAAAUUUGUACGAUGAUGAAUUCGUAGGCUGUUUGAAUGGAACAUCAACAACAUGUAAAUCAUGUAAGGGAAAUAACUGCAAUAAGGAUGUUUUCCCCGAGUCCCGUCUCAAGUGUCACGUUUGCGACUCUAGUGUUGAUCCAACUUGCGAAGAUAAUCCCAACAGUUUAAGUAUCUGUUCAAUAUAUGAUGCUGAAGAUACUUGCGUAACAGCCUUCCGCAACGAUGUCACUUAUCGUGGAUGUAGUUCAAAUUUGGUCUGUGAUGCUACAAAUCCCAGAACAUGUGCCAAAUGUUCCGGUGAAGGUUGCAACACUGUCAAUUUGGCCAAGAAACAAGAUGAUAACUUUGGUAAAUGGCAGGACCUUCCCUUGACUUGUCUUAGCUGCUCAGGUGAUGAUUGUAAUUCAGCAACAACGACUGUGUCUCUGACUUGCGAAUUGAAUAACGAACAAGAUUGUAUGACUGUAUUUGAUAAUAGCGGUAAAGUAAUUCGUCGCGGUUGUGCCGAUCUUGUCGAAAGUGAAUAUUGCUCGGGAAAUGAUGACAGUUGCUAUAGCUGUAAAUCAAACAAUUGUAACACUGCCACUUCAAAAGCAGAAUUUGUAGAUUGUGUUUAUUGCAACUCUUAUAAAGACCAGGACUGUGUAUGGAAUCCACUAAGCUCUAAUCAUAAGACAAGAAAAUGUCACGGUGGUUGUAUGACUGCAUUGUUCCCAUCAGAUAGCACGACAAAGCCUACUUAUGACCUCAUUCGCACCUGUCUGAACGACAAAGAGGUGUCUGAUCAAAAGACUUGUACGGAGGGCAAAGAUGGAAAUUGUUCCGCAUGCACUGGCAACAACUGUAACACAAACAAUUUACCAGAAAAUCGACUAUCCUGCUUUACAUGCCAAGGAGAAACUUGUGAGGAUCCCGUGUCUAAAGUAUGUCCAUUGUAUAAGGAAAAUGACCAAUGCUUUAUUAGAUUCGACAACACAAACAGUGUUUCUGAAAUGGGAUGUAUCAGUUCGUUCCGCAACCAAAAUUUGGAGAGCAUCAUAAAAACAAAGAGGGUGCACGUGUGUUCGGGAUCUAAUUGUAACUCUUUAGACAAAAUACCAAGUACACAAUCAUGUGCUGUCUGCGAUUCUACAGAGGAUGUUUCUUGUGCUGUGAACCCCAUCGAAAUUGGUACUUUCAAUACCUGCAGCAUGUUGCCCUACACAAGCUGUUACAGCAAAUUAACUGAGGCCGGCACAACUGAAAGAGGAUGCUUGACUGACUUGCCAGCUGAUGACUUCGCUGCUUGUGUCUUAGGUAACGACAAGAACUGUGGUGUCUGCAAUGAACACGGUUGCAACAGAGAGAUAUUCCCAGCAGAUCGCCAACAAUGUUUUACUUGCACAUCUGAAGAAGAGUCUAACUGCGAUUCUUUCCCCACCACUAAAAUGGCUUGUCCUAUCGUAAGUGAUAGUGAAUCAUGUGUAAGCGCUUUAAGUGGAAAUGUUACAGUUCGUGGAUGCAAAUCCUCUAUUUACUGCGAUGCCAACGAUAGCACCUCUUGUCGUUCCUGCUUCGGAAGUGAAUGUAAUUCUAUUGAUUUGCUAAAUAAGCAAGAUGAUGGUUACCACGGUGUCUGGCAAGACCUUCCACUUAAAUGUCAUACAUGCGAAGGAGAACACUGCUUGUAUUCGUUGGGACCAACACUUAACUGUUCCAGCCGCAAUAUCAAUCAGGAUUGUAUGACAGUUUUUGAUGAAUUGGGUCGCGUUGAAAGACGUGGUUGUUCCGAUGAUGUUGAAGACUACAAGGAUUUGUAUUGCAGACAACAUCCCGAACGGUGCUUCAGAUGUAAGUCCAAUGAAUGUAACAUUGCCUGGAGUACUGAGGAAUAUGUUGAAUGUUCCUUCUGUGAUUCUUCCGUUGAACCGUUCUGUAUUCUUAAUCCCGACUAUAAUGGCUUCAAAUCUAGAAAAUGUUACAAGAACUGUAUGGUAGCUAUGAAAGGUCAACAAGUCAUACGUUCCUGUUUAGACGACAAAGAAAUGUCGAUACAAAACCGUUGUCAGCAAAGUGGUUCCACAGAAUGCGCCGCAUGUUCAGGAAACGAAUGUAAUAAAUUCGUAUUCCCAGAGAAUCGACUUAAAUGUCAUGUCUGUACCGGCUCCUCGUGCUCCAGCAGUGUAGGUCAAUAUUGUGAGCUUUAUGAAAGCAACGACUAUUGCUUCGCUAAAUACGAAAAUAAUUUAGUCAAUUUAAUGGGUUGUGCCUCUUCUCAAAAUGCCAGCGAUAUUGCCGAGUGGACCGCUCAAAAUAAACUAUACAAGUGUAAUGGCAAUGACUGCAAUGAAUUAUCACGUUUACCCAAGGCAGGCGUGUGUGUAUCGUGUGAUUCUAGCAAAACACCUAAUUGUGCUCAAAAUCCUACAGAAAUAUCUACCACCGAAACAUGCGCUGCACCAAAUGAUAAAUGUUUCACACGAAUUGAUGGCCAAGGUCACACAAUCAGAGGUUGCUUUAAUAGCUUGAGUGCUAGUGAACAAUCAUGCGAGUCUCUUGGCACUUGUGCAGUGUGUUCCGGAGAAAAAUGCAAUAAUGAGAUCUAUCCAGCAAACCGUCGUGAAUGUCAUAUCUGUAAUUCUGUAGCGGAUAGAAAUUGUGCGCAAAAUCCUUCUAGUCUGAAAGUGUGUCCCAUAUAUGUUGCCGACGACAAGUGUGUUUCCUCUUUGAAUGAUGCUGGGUUACUUACACGUGGUUGUGCCUCUCAAUUAAAAUGCGAAAACAAUGACAGUGGAUAUUGCAAUGUCUGUAAUACGAAUGGAUGUAAUACCGUCGAACUCAAGGGCUCUGCAAAUAUAGCCACCAACAGUCUUUUCCUAACACUUCUUCUGUCGGUCGUAUCUAUUUUAGUGUUGAAAUAUUAAGACCAUUAAUAGUUCGUACACCUUAAGAGACCUCAAAUCACAACUCAUCAAUCAAUUGACGAAAUCAACUAGUAACUAGUCCCUUAAUUGUCCCAUAAUUAGUUUCUUUUGUAUUUUGCCUAAUCCAUAAUUUUAUUUGUUCAUAUUUAUAUACCUAAAUAUAUUAUUAUAUAAUAUAUACAAUUUUCUAUUCACAAAAAGUGCUCACUUACGGGUACUAAGUUUUUGAUUAUAAUUAAGUUCUCAAUGUAAUUAUAGAUUUGUUUAGAAUCGAAAGAAAAUAAUUGCCAUUAAAUAAAAACGAUAUAUAUGUACAUAUUUUUUUAA
Molecule: messenger RNA, 11920 nt
Organism: Lucilia cuprina (Australian sheep blowfly)
Lineage: Eukaryota; Metazoa; Arthropoda; Insecta; Diptera; Calliphoridae
Exons: 13
Coding region: 644-11593 (3649 amino acids)
Source: RefSeq, a predicted model, not a curated record